CAUCCUCAUCAUGAGCAACGUAACCGUACUGGAUGGUGGUUUCGCGACGCAGCUUUCGGUGCACGUAGGGAAAAGCAUCGACGGUGAUCCACUGUGGAGUGCACGGUUCAAUGCGACCGAUCCGAAUGCGGUGUUCAAGACACAUUUGGACUUCCUGGAGGCGGGUGCUGAAGCAAUCAUGACCAACACCUACCAGGCGAGCAUUGAAGGAUACGUGGAGUAUUUGAAUCUGGACGAGGAUACGAGCCUCAGCCUGAUGAAGUCAACGGUACGCGUAGCACAGAUGGCGCGCAAUCACUAUCUGGCGAAGGUUUCCGUUGAUGAGCGCACAAAAAUUCCACUGCUAGUGGCAUCGAUUGGACCGUACGGAGCACACCUGCACGAUGGAUCGGAAUACACGGGACGCUACUCGAGCGACGUGUCGAUGGACACGAUCCAGAAGUGGCACCGGCCCCGCAUUGACGCGUGUCUGGAGGCGGGUGUUGAUGUGCUUGGUAUUGAAACAAUUCCCUGUAAGAUGGAAGCCGAAGCCCUGCUAGACAUGAUGUGCGACGAAUACCCGACGGUCCGGUUCUGGAUUUCGUUCCAGUGUAAGGACAAUCAGCACCUAGCCAAUGGGGAGCUAUUUAGCGAAACGGUCAACUCCCUCUGGACCAAGGCUAGAUUGAGACGUAACAAGAACUUGCUCGCACUGGGAGUAAACUGUGUGCAUCCGCAGAUCGUAACACCUCUGUUCCGUAGCGUGAACGAAAAGAAGCUUCCCGAAUCCCGCAUACCCCUCAUCGUCUAUCCCAACUCGGGCGAGGUCUAUACCGUGGAGGAUGGCUGGCAGGGAAGGGAGGACUGCGUCCCACUGGAACAUUACGUGCCACAGUGGAUUGACCUGGGGGCACGAUUUAUUGGUGGCUGCUGCCGAACAUACGCACGCGAUAUCAAGCGCAUCAAACAGACUGUGAUCGAUCACGCCAACAGUAAUCAUUGCCAUUGAACGGUAUUGGACACCGGGUCCCUCUUACAAUCUGCCAUC
Anopheles maculipalpis is the source of this 1027-nucleotide messenger RNA. RefSeq lists its product as uncharacterized. Gene Ontology annotation, molecular function: S-adenosylmethionine-homocysteine S-methyltransferase activity. Bases 11 to 988 code for a protein of 325 amino acids. Lineage: Eukaryota; Metazoa; Arthropoda; Insecta; Diptera; Culicidae. Gene Ontology annotation, biological process: S-methylmethionine cycle. The record is from RefSeq and is a predicted model, not a curated record. The transcript has 3 exons.